Messenger RNA from Bombus pyrosoma, 1354 nucleotides. RefSeq lists its product as uncharacterized. NCBI's taxonomy places the organism in Eukaryota, Metazoa, Arthropoda, Insecta, Hymenoptera, Apidae. Gene Ontology annotation, molecular function: hormone activity. The transcript has 4 exons. The record is from RefSeq and is a predicted model, not a curated record. Gene Ontology annotation, cellular component: extracellular region. Bases 678 to 1121 code for a protein of 147 amino acids.
AGCCAUGUUGGAGAACGAGUCUUCUAUAUUGGUCCAACUGGAUGAACCGGUACCAUCGCGAGCGCCCCUUCCCAGCAUGUUUUUUCUUCCUCACGCCUCUAAUUAUGCGUACGACUCUGCUUCGGGUUUGGAAAGGAACUGUUAGGAAAGGACAUUUACCGUAGAACACUACGUUGAACGUAGACAUCGCCUUUAGAAACGCGCUUCUUUUUUCAUCAUAUUUUUAUCAGAGUAUAUAUUGAAAAUGUCGUUUCACCGUAACAUUACCAUAGCAUAGAGGAAAGUAAUUUACACGAUUGACGUUAAACCGCGAAUGAUAAAAAUUACAAAGGAAUAAUCGAUACGCCAGGGAUCGUCCUUGUUGGGGUAAAUCGAUCUUUUAAAUCGAAUUGUUAAGCGUAAUCCUUAUACAAAGAUCGAAAGAAAAGGAUCGACGAAGGGAUAGUGGGGAAAGUGACUGGUGGGGUUGAACCGCGUGGAUUGGCUGCGCGGUACGCGAUUUGCCGCCGAGGGGGUGCGACAGAGGGUGCGUUCCCAGGUAUAUAUACUCCUGUUCUGCGGUGCGAGCGGCCGAUUCGAUUUCAACUUCUGAAUAUUCCAUUAGGAUACAGGAAAUCUUUUCGUCGCAACGGAUUGAUACUUCAACUAAUCGUAAUCGGUGACUUCUGACAAGAAGAAUGCAAUCGUGUUCGUAUAGCAUCUGCUUGUUUCUCGUUCUUUUUAUUCUUGGAACUGGGAUUGUUCAUGGCGAACCGGAACCGAUGGCCAGACCAACUCGACCAGUAAUAUUUAAGAAUCAGGAAGAAUUAAGAAAAUACCUCGAUCAUGUUAGUGAUUUCUAUUCCCUUAACGGGAAAGCGAGAUAUGGCAAAAGGGGAAGUGUUCUCUCCUCUGUACCGGAAGUUAAUUAUGUUUGGGAUUCGAUGAAAACAAUCCUGGAGAAUUCUCAACGAUCGCAGCAACCGAAAGCAAACCGACAAUUCGAAAAGAGGAAGCAAGAAGAGAGUGGAUUCCUCGAUGAGGUGGAAAAGUAUGGCCCUAAGAAGAGCACUUUACGAAUCGAUUCUCCGCCUUGUCACGUAUUAGACACAGUUGAAAAAUACUACGACGAUGUGCAAUAAAGUAAUUUGCGUGUCCUAUACCCUGUUUACGAAAUAUACAUCCCGUUACAUUCGAUUGUUUGUCAGUUGCUCUAUUUAAAUUGCUUAUCAAUAUUAUGAUAAAAAUAAUUCUCUUUGUAAACAAGAUCGCCUCAAUUUUCAAUUGAAGGCAAAAAGUGCCUCCACGAAUUUAAAAAAAGAUAAAAAGAUGACAACUAGUCAUCUCGCUACGAUUUGUGCGAAAUAGGAGGUAU